This is a messenger RNA of Sinocyclocheilus anshuiensis, 1589 nucleotides long. Its product is annotated as protein C10-like. Lineage: Eukaryota; Metazoa; Chordata; Actinopteri; Cypriniformes; Cyprinidae. Bases 120 to 488 code for a protein of 122 amino acids. The record is from RefSeq and is a predicted model, not a curated record. The transcript is spliced from 4 exons. Gene Ontology annotation, biological process: post-embryonic development.
UGUGUAAAAUAUUACUUGGGUAUGAAAUAAUAAUAUAUUUACAUUUGAAACUCAGAGAGAAUGAUCAGUCAGUGAUUUUGCGAUAUCGGUAGUGAAUCUCCCCUGUGGAGUGAGCCAGCAUGGCCUCUGCCCCAGCACAGCAGCCCACGCUCACUGUAGAGCAGGCGAGAGUUGUUCUUAGUGAGGUGAUCCAGGCUUUCUCCGUGCCUGAGAACGCAGCACGCAUGGAGGAAGCCAGAGAAAGCGCCUGCAACGACAUGGGCAAGAUGCUGCAGCUUGUGCUUCCUGUGGCCACUCAGAUCCAACAGGAAGUCAUCAAAGCAUACGGCUUCAACAAUGAAGGAGAAGGUGUUCUCAAAUUCGCCCGGCUGGUGAAGGUGUAUGAAACUCAGGACCCAGAGAUCGCAGCCAUGUCAGUGAAACUCAAGAGUCUCCUACUGCCACCUCUCUCCACUCCUCCCAUUGGCAGUGGCAUCCCGAGCUCAUAGAACAGCGCAAACUCCCAGUUCAUCAAGUUCAAAACCGUUUCAACUAUAAAAAUUGUCUACUGCAAACACAUUCAGGUUUUCCCAUUUUAGUCAGUUUUAACACUUCUUUCAAGGGUGAUUUAAACUGAGAUGAAGUUCAAAUUGCACCACAGAAGAAUAUUUGAAUAAAAAGAAAACAAGUUAUUGGUGAACUUAUACAUUCUCAUUUUCUGUCUGUGAAAUUAGUAUUCAAACCAUGGUCUUGCUCACACAUUUAUUUUUUGUAUUCAUAUCCAUUUUGCCAUGCUGAAUGUGCAUAUUUAUCAAGCGUAACACUAAUUUGUUGAUGCCUUUUGAUAUGACAUGUUGAAUGUGCAUAUUUAUCAAGCGUAACACUAAUUUGUUGAUGCCUAAUUGCUCAGACCUUCUUGGUGGUUUUUAAAGCUUUUUAUACAGUUCGUAUUUAUUAUUGUCUCAUUUGGUCAUAUAAUCAUAAGUGAUAACCUGUGACAUUGUUCUUGUGAUCAUUACUGUUUGAAAAACUGAUUAGUGUCACAUAAACAGUGUUCACCAAUAAAGUAAUUUUUUACUUAAUGGAAAAGUGUUUGUUAUCAUGAAAUGACCGUGCUUUUAUUAAUGUCUUUCUCAGUAUUUUAGUUUUCUUUGUCUUAGUCAACAAAACAGCAUUAAGGCCAAUGAGUCCACAUUCCAAGUUGGGACAGACUGCUUCAGUGGUGUGCUGUGAGCUGGAGUCGUUUACAGACUCAAAAUGAUUCAAAUUUAAGCCAAUGGUCUGCUGCUGAAACAAAUCCACCUGAUGAUAGAGAAUGUUUUAAAUGUGGACAGAAAGGGCAUCUUGCCCGUGUGUCACAAAUCCGGUCCGUAUUCUUCCGUCUGCUCGGCACCAGAGGUCGCCUUCUGAUUAUAUUGACUCUCACACUAAACAGACUUCCACAUGUCACUGAUUACGUUUACACCUGCAGCCAAUUACACCCACUAUACGAAUCAGUCUCAAACAACCAUUCACUGCCGAGUAUUGUAUGCAUGUAUCACUGUUCUGCUGAUAGCAUUAUUACGGAGCCAGUUUCCUAGUUCAGUCAAGUCAUUGCCCUGUCUAGGAUA